AAAAUAGUUCUCCCUCUCUGGUAUUUUCUGCAACGCUCUCGUUCGUUUUGCCGUAAAGCAGGUUCAAUUUCUAGACCAAUCAAAUCAAGUGGAACGUUGUUUCACAAGAAACGGAAUCCAAUGGGAGAGAAGGAAGGCCACCGUAGGGCGGGACAAGUACUGAAAACAACUUGUAUCGAAAACAAGUUAUUAACUGUCGUGUCCUGCGCUGUAACUCCUUCCUUGCUUCGCUGCAACAGUGAAUUGAAAUUUGAAAACGGUGCUACUACAGAAAAUAUGGGAGACGAAGAAAAUUUACCGUCCGGAUGGGAGAAGAGAAUGAGUCGUAGUUCAGGAAAAGUGUAUUACUUUAAUCACAUCACCAAUGCCAGUCAGUGGGAACGUCCAGUAGGAGACGGACGUGGAGAGCCAGAAAAGGUUCGCUGCUCUCAUCUGCUGGUGAAACACAAUCAGUCACGUCGACCGUCUUCCUGGCGAGAACAAAAUAUCACACGAUCUAAAGAUGAGGCUUUGGACCUCAUUCAGAAGUACAUCGAACAGAUCAAGUCAGGAGAGGAGAAGUUUGAAAGCUUAGCCUCCCAGUUUAGCGACUGCAGCUCAGCAAAAAAUGGUGGCGACCUUGGUGUGUUUGGAAGAGGUCAAAUGCAGAAGCCUUUUGAAGACGCCUCCUUCGCUCUCAAAGUAGGAGACAUGAGUGGGCCUGUUUUUACCGACUCUGGAGUUCACAUCAUCUUACGUACCGGCUGAAAGACGGCACCACCUGCUCUCACUCCACUGUCAUACACGCAUUUACUGAAACUAACCCAAGCAGGCCUGCCAUUUGUUUAAAAUGCACUCAUCACCCCAGUAAGUCAAACACAUGCAGUAAUGUUUGACUGCAUGUGCUCAAAAUCCCACACUCAAGUUUGAUUAAUAAAAUGACUUUGAGAACAAAUGACUAUUCCCAAAGACCUGAAGCUUUUAUCUACCACAGCAAUGCCAUGAUAGAGAAGCAUUAGUGCCUGGAGUUGUGACUGAUUCCUGAAAAGCAGAUGCUACUGUAACUGACAUGUGCAUGUCUUUAAAAUGGACCAUAUAUUGUUUGCUUUUUAUUCUCCUCCAUUCCUGCUGUGUGCAAAAGCAGUUCCUUUAUGUAAACCAUUUUAUCAAGAUUUGUAGGUCGGCUGUUUAAAUCGUUUUCAAGAUGUUGUGCAUCCCUGCAGACGGAGAAUUAGCUGUUCUUUUGCGUUCUACACCCAACAUUCAAAAACUAACAAUUUGUUCAUUUAUGGAAAUGACUUCAGAAAGAGCAUGAUUGAUUCCAAGACAGUACCAUUGAAAGCUUGCAGGGUUUAACAUCAGUCCUCACAGCUUUUAAAAGCAUCAAUAUUCAUUUAAAUUGUUGACACUGUUGUAACUGAGGAAUAAAGUUAUAAAACACA
This is a messenger RNA of Xiphophorus hellerii (green swordtail), 1421 nucleotides long. RefSeq names its product peptidylprolyl cis/trans isomerase, NIMA-interacting 1 (gene pin1). NCBI's taxonomy places the organism in Eukaryota, Metazoa, Chordata, Actinopteri, Cyprinodontiformes, Poeciliidae. The annotation marks the transcript as partial. The record is from RefSeq and is a predicted model, not a curated record. Gene Ontology annotation, cellular component: nucleus; cytosol. Gene Ontology annotation, molecular function: protein binding; peptidyl-prolyl cis-trans isomerase activity. The transcript has 5 exons.